Messenger RNA from Ostertagia ostertagi, 2763 nucleotides. The record is from the annotation of a GenBank genome assembly. NCBI's taxonomy places the organism in Eukaryota, Metazoa, Nematoda, Chromadorea, Rhabditida, Trichostrongylidae.
AUGGACCAUAAAUUUGUGUACAGCGUAUCAGGCACCUGUGGGGUCGAUACCGCUUCGGUAACGAUUCAUAUCAUCCCUUGCUGUGCCCUGGAUGUACGGGUGAGCUCCACCCCGAUCAGUUGUACCACCUCGGUAUCAACGGUAACGGCAACCGUAGCAGGCGGGGGCAGUGGCAACUAUACCUACCGUUGGACAGGGCCUAAUGGCUUUAGUGCAACGACCGCCAGCUUUACCACCUCUACCGCCGGCACCUACACCGUAACGGUUACCGAUGUAACCGGCAAUUGCAGUGCGCAGGCCAGCACCACGGUAACGGCAACCGGCAAUAUACCGGUACUGGUACUGUCGGGUAAUAACCCGGUGUGUAACAACAGCCCGGUAACGAUCACCGCCAGCGUAUAUGCCGGCACCGGCACCGCGCCGUUCACCUAUGUAUUCUCCAAUAAUUCAGGGGCGAUCCUGCAGAGCGGGUCUUCCAAUACCCUGACGAUGACCCCGAACGGUAUCUCGUCGAUCAUUGUAAAAGUAGUAGAUGCGAGCGGUUGUGAAGCGAUCCAGAGUAUCCCGGUAAACAGCCCCGGCCCGGCCCUGACCCUGACCAAUAUAGUCAGCAUCUGUGCCGGUCAGCAAACAACGAUCAAGGCCGAUGAUGGUGGUAUCGCAGGUUAUACCUAUGUAUGGCUGGACGAUAACAGCACCAACCCGGUACGUACCAUAGCCCCGCUGACAACAACGCGUUACACAGUCGUGCGUACCACGCCACAGGGCUGUAAAGACACGGCAACCUCUACGGUAGAAGUAUUUGCGAAGCCGGUGAUCGUAUCGAUCGACAGUACACAGCCAGCCUGCGGGAUGAACAAUGGCAGCAUCACCGUUCAUGCAAGCGGCGAUACGGCUCAGCUACGCUACCGGUUAAACAGCGGUGCAUGGCAGCGUUCAAAUGUAUUCAGCAACCUGUCCGGCGGCAGUUAUACAAUCACGGUAGGCAACCAGAACGGUACCUGCCAGGAUACGACCACGCCACCGAUCGUGCUGCAUGAAGCCAAUAAUAUAGUGAGCGGCAUUGCCGGCCCAUCAAGCAUCUGUGCGCUGGAGAAUGGCUAUUUUGUAGCCAACCCCGGUGUACCGGGCGGAACAUACCGCUGGUCGGCGACCGGUAAUCCACAGAUCACCGGCGAUACGGUGAGCAGUACCUUUACGGCGCAGUGGGCAGCCAACCAGGCAGGCACCACCCAGUCGGUAACGAUGACCGUGAGCCUUGCAGGCUGUACCCAGACCUAUACGAAGCCGGUAGUAGUGACCAAUGCAGUGUUUGCGAAUGCAGGCCCUGAUAAGGCGAUCUGCCCGAAUGCAGAAGUAUCGAUCGGGGUCAACCCUAACCAGGCAGGCCCUCCGGGUGCCAGCUUUAGCUGGUCGCCGUCCCAGUAUGUAUCCGGCAGCAACCGUACUUCAUCGGUAUUGGUAAAACCACCGGUAACGACCGACUUUAUCUUAACGGUAACCGAUACGAUCAAUGGCUGUACCCGCAGUGAUACGGUACGUGUGCGUGUAGAUGUGGCGGUGAACCCUGUUGCCGAUGCAGGUCCGGACCGUAUCCUCCCGGUAUCGAGCACCCCGGAUACGGUAAGCCUUGGCGGACCGACAACCACGCAACCAGGUAUGGAGCCGAAUACAACGAUCGGUUAUUUAUGGACGGCACUUAAUGGCAGCCCGAUCGGCGCGCUGAGUGCAACGAAUGUAGCCAACCCGUUGUUCCGUCGUCCGGCAGGCGUGACCACCGCCACCGAAUACACCUAUGUAUUUAUGGUGCAGAAACAAUACACCGGUGCCUCCUCCUUACAAGGGGUGACGUGCCCGGUAUUUGAUACCGUAAAAAUCCGUUUUUCGGCCCUGCCGACCCGGGUACUGUUAUCUCCGAAAGUAUUGUUACAGGGCGCGCUGUAUGGCCGUAACCCGGUAGAUUAUCCAUCGGAUUCGAUCAUGCGUGAUAACCUUCGGGCACAGAACAAGAUCCCGCUGACGACGCCUUACCCGGACCUGAAAAACCCGAUCACCGGUGUCAAUGCCUUUGUACCGGUCAAUAAUCCGCCGGAGACGAUCGGCGGUCCGUACGGUUCGGCUGUGACCCUUGGGAAUAAUGGGAACAAUUCGAUCGUAGACUGGGUGUUCCUGGAGCUGCGCAGUGCGUCCGACCCGCAGAAAGUCGUGGCCACCCGUUCUGCACUGGUGCAGCGCGAUGGAGAUGUGGUGGAUAUGGAUGGAUUCUCCCCGGUAGCAUUUGAUAAUGUGACCGACCUGAACAGUUACCUGGUGAUCCGCCAUCGUAAUCACCUGGGCGUGAUGACCAAGGAUCCGCUGCAGCUGAGCACAACCACGCAGACGGUAGACUUUACGCACAGUCCUGCAAAUGGCGGGGUCGCCACCUAUGGCAACUAUGCGCAAAAGGAGCUGCCGGGCGGCCACCUGGCACUAUGGGCCGGCAAUGUGAAUGCGGAUCGUUUUGUGAUCUUCAAUGGCGGUAACAAUGAUCAGAAUGCGUUGCAGCAUAUCGUGUACAAUGCGCCUGGUAAUACGACGCAGAACCUGAGUUAUAUCUAUAACGCAUACACACAGGGCGAUGUGGAUAUGCGGGGUACAGCGAUCUACCAGGGUGCCGGUAAUGAUGCAAACUAUAUUUCUGAGAACGUGUUUAACCACCCUGCGAAUGUGAAUAACAACCAGACGUAUGUGAUGUUUGAACAGGUUCCACCGCGUAAUAACUAA